Messenger RNA from Amoebophrya sp. A25, 15134 nucleotides. The record is from the annotation of a GenBank genome assembly. NCBI's taxonomy places the organism in Eukaryota, Dinophyceae, Syndiniales, Amoebophryaceae.
GGAUGGGCGUACCUCUCGACAAAACCAAUACAGAUGAUGGCGCAGAUGUAAAUGCUCUAGGCCGUCCUGUGGUCGACUCACGUGGGGAAGGUGGAAAAGCUGAGUAUCGUGCUGCGGAAGAGGAUAGGGAUAUGGUAGGCGAGAAAGGAAAUGAUUAUUCUCUUUCUGCCCAUUCGGUGAAGAAACGGCCACAAGACAAAAAGAGAAGGAAAAACGAUACGCAGAGAAAAAAAGCUGCACGAUUACGAGAUGCAGGGACAGGACAGAAUUUACAAGAUGUUGACCAAAAAUUUUUUGGGGCUCACGGUGCAGCGUCUAGAUUAUUCAUGGGGCCGCGUCGAAGAAGCGCAGCGGCGGGGGAGGCGGAAGGAGCUGUUGCAGCAGAGGAACACGCAGAGGAAAGCGUCAGUGAAGCAGAUGAGGAGACGCCCACUGCUGAGUCGCACGAGGAAGCGGACAAUGACAGUGGGCGAGACCACCCUGAGCAUUCAUCCCCACUACGGCCUGGCCAUGAGGUAGAGCAGCCCUCGCCUCCGUCUCAAAAAACUAGUACCAGCGGCGAAAGGGAAGAGGAGAUGAAUGUUGCUGCAGAUGAAGAUAGAAUUCUCGACCAGGUGGAACAAACUGUCGGCGUUGGAAUAUCACCAGUGAAUAAAGAAAAAAACGCGCUUAGUGUUCCUGUAGAGGAUGAAAAGAGGAAUGAUAAUCAAGAAAAUCAAGCGGCCCAAAAUGUUAUGUCUGCUCGAGACCACCACCACGCUGAAGAAGAUAGCAUUGGCAACAGAACUCCGGAAGAAACAGUGCCUCCGCCUCCAAGUAGGAAUGCUAACGGUGGAAAUAAUAUCAACGCACGAAUAUUAGACGUGGAGGAUGCUGUUCCGAAAAAGGCUAUUGCUACUGCAGACGAGAUAACAACCGGAUGGACGGGAAAAGGAGGCAUUGACACCUCGCUCCCCACGGCCACCUCAAGGCCGACUGCUCAAGAAGAUGCUCCAAGGGAGCCUUCCCAGGAAAAGCAAGCUCGCUCAUUGGCUAAUGGCACAAUACCUGGUCAAGGAAAAGCAGUGAAUGACGAGCCAUCAACUAUCGAUGCUAGUCGAAAGACUUCUCAGGGUCAAGGGCAAGGUGAAACGAACAAGAAUUUGCAAAAGCAGAAUCCAACAUCCGCUGCACAAAAGAGGACACGGAAAAAAAGACAUGCUAUGACACCUGAAAGAGAAAAAGCGAUGAGAAUGAGGCAAGAAGGCUGGAGGACUACACUUAAGGCAACCGCAAAUGGAUUCUCAUCAAUGUCAUCCUUGGCAAUUACAGCACUUUUUGUUUUCCUAGUACAUGAAGAAAAUGAAAGAAACUUUAUUGUAUUGCGUUGGUUUUGCACCUGACAAAUAACCGAUGUAGAAGAACUUAACUCUAGUACAUUUUCCACUUGAAAACGGAUAAAAGAACAGUAUCGGAUACCACGCACCCGCGAGGCAUAUUCUCUUCGGUACCUCUAAAAUCUGAGGUGGAUUGGAUAAAGCUGAGUCUGUAUUGCUUGACAUAACAAGGAAGCCUUCUGAUCUAUCAGACGAAACUGGUGGCAAUAUGAGAAUUAAGAGCAGGCGCAGCCGCAUUGGAAAUCAUUUCAAUUUUGCAGGAAGAAGACAUACAAAAUCAUUUCUAUUUCCACUUCUAGGAUAUGCAUAUGGAAAACAAGGACACAGUGUAUCUCUGUCUCUUGGUUUUCCUUUUCUUGUUGGAGGGUUCUUCUUGAAAACCUAUACCCCACCAACCGUCAAGAACCCCGAAAAAUGCCCUCUGCCCUUCCUAUUUUUUGUACCUCUAAGAAAAGUAUUACACCGAAUAAAGCAACAGAAUCAGAAGCUGGAGGUGACGAGGACGCCCCACCAUGGGUCGGCCUCGGUUACAUAGAUUCAUCAGAUUCAGAAAGUAGUCGAGGUGACGACAUAAUCCGAUCGUCAGGACAUCCUCGAAGCGAUCAUGACCCUCUGCGUGGCGACGCUCAUGAUCAAGUGGGUCCUGCGCGGAAGAGAACUUUAUACCAUCCCGAGGACGAGGUCGAGGAAGAUUUUGACAUCAACGCCAUGCCGCAAGAUAUGCAUAUGCCAGACCAUGCUGCGACUUUUACGGCUCCACAUGAUAGAGUUUGGAUACUUAGACGAAGAUCUAUAUUAGACAGACAUGGUGCAGCUACACACGCGAUUGCUCUGCCUGCUUGUACUAGUCCGUUUUUUUCUUGUUCUUUUAGUGCAAGCUCGUCAAGCGGAGCCUUUUCCUUUGAUUCUCCAAGUUUCAAAAACAGAGUACACUAACAAAUUUUAAAAAAUUUGCUUAGAAAUGUAUUCGGACGAUAGUUGUGGUAAGAAACGGACCUUGCUCGUGAAGCAGCUGGUGUGAUCUUCUAAUAAUACGCGUCAACCUGCGGAAAGGCCUGAAACUAGCACGGCUUUGUCGACAGAUACGAGGAGAGUAGAGAAGGCGAACGAGAACUACUCCCCCAGAAGGGACCGGCAGAGAGAGGACGUGCCGACUUCUUGGUUUUCUUCCUUGCCAUCACAGCACAGAGAAGACGCACCAACUUCCGAGUCGUCGCGGCUAUCCUCCACCUCUUCUUGGUUCUCUUCCUUGCCAUCUGUGUUCCCGGGACCGAUCUUUGCGGAGGCGCAGUUCACCAUAAUAACAACGACAACGCCACCACCAGGAACAUUAAGGCAACCAAGCGAGCAUCCUCAACAUCAUUCUUGGCCUUUUUUUCAAGGGAAAAGAAGUGUCCAGGGAUAUGGCUCGCAAGGAAGAUGCGACCCGGUAGCUCUAAGGACCGAAGUUCCGUGGCUCGUGUCGGGUCAGACCCGACCUUCGGUAUACGUGCCUCCCAGUAUUAUGGCUAAAAAUGUGUAAAAAUUAUCUCACUUCUUAUACGUCGAUAACGUGAAGAUUUGGGUUUUCUAGACCUCCGCCUCGUAUUUUCCUGAGUCAUCAUGUUCAAUUUGAAUUCUACUUCUCGUUCGUGGUUUUGAUUAGAAACCAAACAAGGGAACCACAACAAACUUGAACUACUGCAUGAGGCUCUACUUUACACUUGGGCACUUAACCUUGUGCAAGAAAUACAUAAAAUGUAAUCUUGUACGUACUAUGAUGAAAGAACACAAAUGACAAAAGUACUACAUACAGACACAAGUGUGUAAUUAUGAACACAGAUAUCUAGUACUAUGGAGUAGAUGGACUGUGUAAUAUACACAGCUAUCUAGUAUGGAGAAGUGGCUGGAAUUUACAUUACAAUUAUGGUUCACUACUCCGUCUACCAAUGUACUGGUCCUCCUUCUAAGAGUAAGGCGGUAGCAAUCUACGAGGGGAAUUACACCAUCGACACAAACGAUUUCACAGCCGUAAGAGGCAUGGUCAAAGACGACCUAAUUUUUGCGUUGCGCAAGUGGAUUGCAACAGAAGGCACGCCACCUGUGGAAACGUCGAUUAAGUUACGAGGAUCACGACUAUCCCUCUUCUUCGAUCAACCAUAAUAACUUUGACUUAGAUUAUAAUAUCGGUGGAGAGUAUCUUUACUACAACGAAGCCAUUUGUUCAUCUACUCCUCAGACAAGGGACGGGUGCAAUGGUCCUCAGUUUUCAGGGAAGCCUGCUAAUAGAUAGAGAAAGAGCAGCUCCAUGACAACAUGCGAACUAAAUAGAACGAAGUAAGUAGAACUACUAGAUGAAGUGGCUGUUUUCUGAAGUUUAACUGAAAACGGCUUAUAGGUGGUAUAGAGAUCAUGUGAAAACAAAGGUUUCUGAGUGGCAGUAGAACAUAUGCUAUUACUAGGUGGUGGACUCUUACUCAGCAGAGUGAGAAGUAACACUAGAGUACUAGUAGAAAUAUUAGUACUUCAGGUCGCGACAUUAGAAAUAGAAAUUAUACUAGGUGGUCCCUCCUCUCCUUCCUCGUUCAUCCGUGCUGCCUCGGGAAUAUGUGAACGAAACCGAUUUUACCUUGUUGUGGGAGAAUAACGACUGUAGUGCUAAGGGUAGUACCCCUUACAUAGAGCCUCCCGUGACGGUCGUGGAUAAUUCGAUCAGGUUUAUAUGACAGGAAAAAGUGUACUCAUACUCAAUAAAGUAGCUCGGAUUUGAGUAGGAAAGUAGCUACAGCUAGUUUUCUGAGGAUGAACACACUUUUUCCUGUCAUAGUUGGAUGCGACUCAAAUGCCGAUCAAUCCUGGAUGGAUUCCAAACCGGUGGCAGUAUCCUGAUACGAGCACGGUUCCAGCCACCGAAGAUCCUGCUCUCGAUGUGGCAGCUUCGCGCUUCACGUUCUUUAAGGAUGGUAGCACAGUGGUUCUUCUUUUCCAAAUACUAAUAUGAGGAAAUGGAAAACGUCGCCUUUUUUAGGUAGUUUAUAUACAAAAGUAGAAUAUAGGCAUAGGAUUAGGUUUAGCUUUACUAGGUUAUUCAUUUUUCAGUCUUUUCUCCACCUCCAGUCUACAACUAUCAUUUGUUCGUGAGUGGACGUGGAGUACGAUGUCUUUUAUCGAGUGAUGUAACGUCUGAGCAAUUAAUUCAAAGGAGGGUUGGAACAAUAGCUGUAGCGCAGAGUGCAGAAGAAGAUGAAAAAAGAAGAUUUGCACUGACGACCUUUUCGAUUGAGUCAGACCACCCAUCCAACGUCUUGCUUCCACUAGAUGAUCAUGAUUGUGAGACUUGUACCGCUAAGUACUGCGUAGACCAAUACGAAACCACGCUACGAUGGAUUAACGAUGUUCCCGCAACGCAUGCGAACGGAGACGAGUACUUAGACCCCAAACUGCCGAACGCACAAUGGAUACCACCAGGAAUUCACAUAACCGGGGAACGCGAUGCUACAAACACCUUUCUUUUAAUCACGGUACUUUACUUCGCUUCUAAAUUCUAAUGUUGAUUGUAAAUCACAGUCGUGCAGGUCUAUUUUUUUGGCAAAAUAAUUUAUUCGUUUUCGUAUUCGUAGUAGCUAGUACUGCUGCCAGAACUAGUAGUACCAGCAUAUAUUAUAUAUAAGUGGGACAAAAAUUAACAUAAACACAUUUUUGAUUUCAGUCACCUUGUUCGGCUCCUUGUUCAACAACAUGUUAUUUGUACUUGAUGUUAUGGUGCACCGACGUUUCUUUACCUUAUUUUUUAUGGACCAGCUUCAUACUGAUUCGACUCUUUAGUCUGGAUAUUCCCUGAAGAUCUGGUUUAUUUCCACCUUUGCGUGAUAUUACUACAUGUCAAGCAUCUUCAUCCCCUAUCUUCUACUUACGACAAUAAUUAGGGUACGGACCCCGUAGAGCCGGUGAAAGCAAGGAUGUGGAUCAUAGGGCAAACGUGGAUCUCCCUGUUGCAGCUCUUGGACAAGCGUCUGAAAUUUCCAAGACUUUUGACGACUUACGUUCCGGAAAUCAUCCCUGGGACGCCGGAUCCCACUGCUCUUCUGAGCGACGAUCUGUAUGUCAAGGCCUCGAACCUAAGGCUAGUACUUGUACCUUGGUGUUGCUGGGGGAAACUUGGAGUGAUGGGUCGUUCCUCGCUUCCAUAUCUAUCGAGAUUCGAGAAUAACUACAAUAAGAAUAAUUCUUAAAGCGAGUAGAGCCAGAGGAAAGCAAGCGAAUAAAGCGACCCACCUCCCAUGACCCUCCAGGAGUAGGCUCUAAGAAACGCCUACUUUAGCAUGGAAAUCGAGUGGAUGAAUCACAGAAACCCAAAUGUGGCUACAACUUUGGACAAGAUACCAGUUUGUCGGGACGCCCUGAUUCCCAAGAAAGGAUGUGGCCGCUUCCGAUUCACCUUCUACGACUACCCAUCGCACAUCACGGAUUACAAGCUGAACUACUUCUUACGGCAAUUUCUAGUAGAACUAGAACUGAAUCACAAGAACAAGAUCACAAGUUGUAGUACAGGACAACAUUCGAAUUCGAUCGAUAAGUUUAAAUAUGCUGAGUAUAAGGAUUUUGUCAGAUACGCUACCUCUACCUCUGCCGUACUCAAAUUCUUUCCUUGCAUAGUUUUUCUUUUUUGUUUUCCGUAGGAACAGAAGUUUGUUGUAUGAGUAUUGUCCCUCCUGUCCUCUAACUUCUAUAGUGCCUGUAGAUGUACUCAUCAUGUUCUUUCCUGUUGCUUUUAGUUUUUUGUGUUGCAUAUAUAAGAACAGAAACGAGAGUCAAUAAUACUUGCGACUAAAUAAAAAAGUGAAUAAAGUAUCCAGUUUCGUUCUCCCCUUUUCAUAAUCCAUCCGCACUCGGCGACUGGGAUGGCAGUCCGAAACGUCAGAGGGAGGCAGUACACCGCGUUACACGCUGACGCUAGGCGAGAGUAACUACACGUGGCUAGAGCCGCCGCCGACCGACAGUGGGGAUUUGUUAAGGCCCAUCAGAUCAUCUAUCACGACAAAGAAUAGUUCGAAGAAGAUCAACAAGAAGAAGAUGAACGUGGGAAAUUUUUAAAAAGAGUUAUCAUGUACAACUUCAACUUCUUGUGAACAUGAGCAGGAGUAUCUUGUACUUGUUGUAUUUGAGGAGUUCUAAUUUUGUGGACUGUGACCUAUUAUCCUCAAACAGACUGGCGAUACUUGACAGAUUGCAAGACGGGUAGCCCUUGCAGUUUUAUUCCGAUCGCGCCAUCGGGACGCUUCUUGCAUACCAUGACGGCGUACCGCACGUGGAGUCAUCAUGAAGCGUAUUUGAAGUAUGGCUUACGGUACUCCAGUUCCUUGAGGACAGUAGACGAGGUUGAGUAGGAUUUGGAUCUCCUGCAUCAUACAGAUGCAUAGGCUUUAUAGUUACUAAACUUACUACUUGAGAUUCAGUUGAAGUUGAUGUUUUCAAUGCCAAAAUUGCCUAAUAGAGGCCCGCUCUUGAAUGAUGCGUAUGUGUACCAUAAAAAAGUAGAUGCUUGCCCUUUGUUGAGUUUGUGUUUGAUGUGUAGCUGCUCCUUCUUGAUGCUGGUUUAGAUGGCAUGCGCUGCAGGUGCACGUGUAUUUCUUAUUCCUCUCUCAUUUCUCUCUUUGCGCUGGUGAGCCAUUGCAGUCGCCGGAAAUGUGCAUCGAUGACAAGAAUGUUUGCCACUACAAUCUCACAUGUCUUGGCGGUGUGGACGCCUAUUUUGCGCGUCAGGAUGUGCGAGGUAACUACUAUUACCGUAGUGCAUUUUUCAUCGACGCUGAUGACGGCUUAUUCGAGCCGCUGUUGGAAAACACGCACCAAACGUGCCCACCAAGUUGCUGCAAGGAGUAAGGCUAAAUGCAAUUCAUUUUUACUCGAAACGUUUCCUGCUGUUUUCUUCUUAGCAUCGCAAGAAAUGCACGCAAGAAGUGAGUCUUGUUAUGAGCUCUAAAAGAAACGACGCAUGUGCAUGCGCACUCACGAUGUCACUGGCAGCGAGGUGCCCUUCGAUAGGACCAUGCUUUUGGUCUUCGGAGGACGAACCUACGUUCACGAUUACACGUUCCCGAAAUUUGGAGAAUACAAAAGAGGUAAGCAAGAGCAAAACCACAAUUGUCUUCAGCAUUCUUCCACCAUGGCACCACUGCUCUAACUCUUCUAUCUCUUGUACUUGUUGUUUGGAACUUAUUCUUAGUCUGUAACAUUAGAGUGCCAAUGCUUGUUGAGGUUCGCGUAAGUAUAAAAUAUCUCUAUCAUGAUCAUGAUCAGGGUCCAGCAUCGUCUUUUUCUUCCUAGUCUGGGGUUUUUAUCCUCCUCUCUUCAGGUAUCAUUCAAGACACGGAUCCAAAAGUACCGGGAAUACAGUCAGAACUGAUUUGGCACGAGUGCGAGUUCAUGGACAAGAGUGCUUUUGACUUGGUGACGGGUUUUAGGGAGCUCAGGUCGUGUUUGGAACUCGCGACGGAUGAACUUUGGCGGUAUUAAAACACCAGCAUUCUUAUUCUAUUUCUAUCCUAGUGUGUGUGAUUCCUUAUUUUGUUUUUGAACGUGGUGUGCCGGACCGGUUCUUUGCCUUUGCGCCUGUUCUUGUUCUUGAUCUUUGCGGCAGACCUACUUGUUUUUUUUUUGUAUUUGUAACGUCGACCAACAUAAUGACAGCUAUCUUAAAUAAUCAAGUUCAAGUGCCAGAUUUUCUACGACUAUUUCAUGCAUUAGGAUAGAAAUAAGAAAUUUACAUUUCAGACUAUCGCUCCAACUCCUGCCUCACCAGGUAUGACACUGUCGUGAACCAGUGGCAGUUUAUGAAGUUUGACACGUCGCAGUCUGACACCAGUACAGAUAUGGUCGGCACACCCAAAGCCCGCUAUGCCCAUGCAGCGCAAUUGAUCAUCUACACGCGCGCCUCCGAUCCAGAUAACGUGCGUCGCCAUUAAGCCCUGAGAAAAUCCACCUUCACCAACAUCGACCUUCGCGUCCUGGUGUUCACCGAGCUCGUCCCUUGGUAUUCCUCCUGGUGUUUAUGAAUGGAACAACAAGACAGGGGCACCAAGGAAGAUGCUAAGGACCUAGAUGGAUUUAGUGUCAAGGUCUAACGUCCGUACAUGUACAUUUUCGGUGGAGCCGCGAUGCAGUGUCGAUUCGGUCUUUGCGAUGACCUGUGGAGGUACGAGAUUCCCUGGGCAUCGAUGGCCUACUAUUAAGGCUUGGAAGUUGACCUAUCUAGGGGCAUAUCUAUGACCUUUUUUUCAAGGGGAAAAAGGAUAGACAGGUCCACUUUCAACCCCUAAUAAUACCCACAGUUUCCGGCACGACCGUGGCAGCAAGGCAAUCAGUGGUUUUUGCGGUCGAAAGCGAAUAAACUUUGCGUACCGCAAGGAAACUACUGUGGACGCUUUCGGCAUAGUACUACAAAUAUUUUGUCUUAUCCUUGCAGCAACAAUUGACGCAAUGGUCUUCUAUCUAUCUGUCUGUCCAUUCAUCUAUCUACCUGCCUCUGCGCGAAGUAUUUUUUGACGAACAAGAACCACUAUAUGAAGACUUUUUACUAACGAAACUAAAUAGAAGAGGGAUCAACUACCAUAAGCGUGAUUAGUAGUUUUCUUUUAGAAUGUGAAUGGUACAGCUACAGAUCUCCAGUGUCUUGUCCUGUUUUGGUUUUCUACGUGACAAAAUACAGAGGUUUGCAUCCUCCAUUGCGUACUUGUUCCAUCGAAAAAUAUCAUCCAACUUUUACUCAAUCACAACAUCACCAUCUUCAAUCUCCAUCUCUACCUCUAUCACCACCACAACCACCACCUCCACCAGGCAUGGUCGCGUCCUACGAUAAUCAGUUUUUGUUUGUUUUCGGAGGGCAAGGCAUCGGACGAUGGGAAACGAGCCUGUUCCGUUAUCGUGUUUUCACUGAUAUGUGGGAAAAUCUGGACCCCGAUGGCAUCAAGAGCAUUACUAGAUUCGCAAUUGACUACAAUUAAGGCUUACUCUUAUUCAUCUUAAGAUGCAUCUUGGAAGGGUUUUCUAAGGGAAAACGGCUACCAAGAUGCUCCUGAGGACGAAUAUCGGUAAGGUCUAACGCAACAACAUUUUCUCUCCAGAAACGCUUGAUGCGUCACACUAUGACCCAGAAAUCGACGAGAACAUUCCGCCGAAUAGCAUCAUCAGACAGCUGUGCAACUUAUGACGGGUCAGAAAAUUAUAUCCUCGUUCUUGUAGCAAUAGCAUCUUCUAUACCCCAUGAUAGAUUGGGUACACUAUGAGGACUACUACGACUAGGACUACUACUUGUAACAUUUUUUAUCUGCAUGAUCGUCAUCGACUCUCGCCCUUCUAGUAGUAAAAAAACAGAGAUGAUUGGUGGAGAUGUUGGAAGGGGGGCUGCUUUCUUGAACAAGGAUGUGAUGAUGUCGUAACCUGCUAAGAAAUGCGUGUGGAGCAGUGAAGGCAAAGCGAACGGACGGAGGCAACUCGCCGAAGGGAAGGGGCGACUUGCAGAUGCAGUUCUUUAGGAGGGACUAUCCUUUGAUGAUUUUCGGUGGCUUUUCUACAGAAUGGAGCUAUCUGCAUCCCUUACCGCAAUUCACUGGAGAAUCCUACACUAGGGUAAAGCCACUUUCAUCUUUCAUGCUGAUGUCGUUUUCAAGUUUUCAAACACCAUACGACCUGAAUUAGUUUUCUUCAUCUUUAUGAUGGGCUAGUACAAUGCUAAAAAGAUGAAGUCCUCCAUCGACGAGUACUCAGUUUCUCUUGCCCCGCCAAACACAGAACGCUUCCGCGGUGAUGCGAACGUAUGACUUCGAGUCGAUUGAUCCCGACUUCGAGCGCAACCGUUAUUACUACGAUGAUACUUGGAUUUACAACCAGAAAGCCAAUCUUUGGGUAAAGCAUUACUACAAGGAGGGCACCUACGAACGACCUAAGGCGCGAAAGGGCCACACGAUGGUUAUUCGGCGACAGACGACCGGAGAUGCGCAUUAUGAAAAUACAGAAUGAGAGAGAAGUUUAAAGUGAAUAAAAACGCAUAAUUUAUAUUUAAUAUUUAGUAAGUCCCACGGACGUCGCGCUGCGCGCGCCGCUGGAGGCUAUUUUUGGAGGGAGAGGAGGAGGCGAGGGCAGCCGAGGAACGCCCGAGCGAAGGGAAGAAAAGACGAGAGCGGAGAACGAGACAAUGGAAGAGGCGCGGGAAGUGCCGAAGGGAGCCGCGGUCGCGGGAGGAAGGACAGAGGGGACGGAGAGCAAAGAGGCGCGAGGCGGAGUAGAACCGAAGGUGACAUCGGCGGGGCGCAGCCAGCCAGCUGGACCCUUAAGCGCCACGAGACAGACCCGGGCGGCCCGUUUGGUGGCGCUAAGGGCCCAGAAAAGGGCAAGGGGAACAAGGUGCCGCGCCGGGCUGCCGCUGCCACUUAGCGCAGCUAGGGGAAGACAUAGAGGCGCGGGACAGUCGCUACGGGGGCAGAGAUUCGCGCGCCGCUGAAAUCUCCGCGGAACACCCUGCGGAACAGCUGCGGAACUCCGCGACACACUGCGGAACACUCUGCGGAACAAGCUACGGAACAGCUGCCUGACACGCCACGGAACAGCCAGGAGCACGCAGGAGCAGCGCAGACGGCCGCUCGGGCUGAGACAUGCAGGAGGCAGCUGCGGGACAGCUAUGGAACACGCCUGGAGCGUUUUGCGCUGAGCCGUAGCCAACACCUUUGAGGGAGCACGUCUUGCAAGCAGAAGCAGAAGAAAAUGCAAUCGGUGACUUCUUUCUUCUAACCUAUGGCCAUUCUUUAUGGAGGCCAGCUGCAAGACGAGCCGCUGGGCGAUCUUUGGAGCUACGACGUGGAGCGGCCUCUCGAGGAUCGAAAGUGGCAGCGUCUAGACAAUACCUUUGAAGGAACGCGUCCAGCGAAGAUUGCCUUCCAUACUUCCGUGUGGGAUGAACCGAACAACGAAAUGCUCAUGUUUGGUGGGAUCACGUGGGUGAAGACCGACUUGAAUAACACGGACGAUAGGCGGGAUAGAGAUCGUCGAUGCUUCAAAUCUGCAAAGGAUUUGCCAACGACCUUUCAUGUUAUGAUUGGAUAAUGAUGAAGGUGACUGACUGCAGCAUCAGCUACUUCUCACUCGCGCUACUUCUCAAGCUCAAGCUUAGACUAAUGAACCAGGAGGGGUCUUUGACUUUGUAACCUCCACGACCUCAACGACCUCCACUUGCAACUCUCCAAAACAGUUCACGUCCCUCUUUCAUAUCCCAUCGCGACAUGAAGGAACAACACCCCCAGUUGACAGACUUGUUCGUCGUGAAAGGGGAUCCAGACAUCGCUGCAGAUUUAGUGCGGUCCGUGCAAUUAAAUUGCGACGAUCCUAAUCGUCAGCUGUGCUGUCCUCUGGCCAAUAACUUUCCACGACCCCAAACAGCAGACGAAGAGCUGCGAUGGAACAACUUUCCAGAUCCAAAGAACCCGUUAAUCUGUUAUGGCUGUCGACAUUUUUCUGAAUUUUGUCCUGCGAAGACCGAUGAUACGCUGUCUUUCUCACUUCUAGAGGUAGUGGUACUCGACACUUCGUUCUGUAGAUAGCGUCUAAGCCUAAGUACAAAAAAAGAUCAGAGACAGAGUAGACAUGACGACACAAUAAAAGUUUCUUUCGUACCUGUUCGUUCUAUUUUUCCACUCACACUUUUCUAAGGUGACGACACACCGGGACAGUUUACGGAGGAAAAUGGAUGCCGCAGACUAGUGCUGGCAGAUCGCGACGGCAAUAGUAUGGAGCGCAUCACUGCAUCGGCAAUCGACCAGAAUAAAGAAAGGGUUGAAGUCCAGUACGAUCUGAUCGUUCGUGACGGGCCAGCGAGAAACUAUCUCAACCUAACCGCGAUGCGAUUCCUCUGUUUAUGAUUUAUCUGUGUAUAAGCCUUGAUGGCCUUGUUGUUGCUCGCUGUGGUCGUGCGAGUAGACGUCACAAGAUGACUAUUUACAGUGGUAGUUGAUGUUGCCAACAUCGACAGGAACUGGAACAUCGAGAGCAUCGCAUCGUCUGUGUUUCGUCCGUGUUGUCGAGGUAAAGCUUACCACAUCUUAAAACUUCACCGUCGCCAGCUAUCAAUUUUUAUAGAAGAUUUUUUUUACCAUUACCACCCGAAUCAGAAUCUUCCGCACGUGAUGCGAGGAACAAAGUCUCCAUCAAAUAAGAACCGUAGUACAUACUUUGACUUUCCAGCAACAUAGACCCUCUCUCAGGUCAGGCCAAGGCCUGGCUUGCUCCCUUGUUCCCUUCACCUUUUCAUAUUUCAAGGGCAUCUGCGAUGUGAACGAAUUUACGCCUCUUUUUCGACCUAACAUGCAUCUGGGUGUUUGGCGGCUGAGGCCUGACGUCUGCCCCAACAACUGCAGCAACACCGCGACAGACCCACAUAGAUUAAGGCUAGUUUAUCACUAAUACAAAUACUAUGAUUAUCCAAUUCCAAUGUGGCUGUGCCUGUGGCAUAUGCUGAGUGGCGCUCCCCUUGAUUUAAUGGGGAAACUAAUACUAACACUAAGGGGUACGUAGUGUUGGUCGCGAAGCGUCUCAGGCUGUAUCUCACUCAACCAGGGAUAGUGAAAACCUAGUUCUAAACAGGGGCGUCUGCGAGUUUUCGCAUUGUAUCUGCGCAAACGGUUGGACAGGACCCGACUGCAGUGUACCACAAUGUCCAGGCUCGCCAUGUUACAGCGGUACUACUAUUACUAUUCAUAGUAGACGUAGAGCGUGUUUCUUGUCAUUGUGCUCUGUAUUGAAUGAUCCUUAGGCUUGGUAUUUGUAAAUGGAGGCUCGGGCUCCAGGGGGCAGGAGUGGGAUUACGUGCCGUUGCUCUCUUUCGUAAUUUAUUAAAGAUUCUGGUUCUGUUGGUGGUAGCCUGAAGUUCCCCUUCCUAAGUGACUCUCAGGGUCCAUCAGAGGUAUGAUUCAGAGACACCCAGGUGAUUCAGUCCAAGACCCACAAUGAAAUUCAUAUAAAAAAUGAAGAUGAUCAAGAUCAACAUAAUGGCACAAGUACAUUCUAUGGUGACCAUAGUAUGGUCUUCAGUUCCAUGACAUCCACAAACAUCAGAUCCAAACUCAAUGGAAUAUCAUUGCAUCGAAUGCAGCGGGAGAGGUCUUUGCGUCAGUGAGCGUGAUUCUAGUGGAGGUCUUCAGAGGCGGUGUCAGUGCCACACAGGCUGGGCAGGGGAGGAUUGUAGCAUGGCUUCCUGCUACAAAAACUGCAGCAGUACGCCAUUCGUGCAUCGCGGAUACUGUUGGAAUUUAUGGACCAAAUCUGAACUGGAGCUGAAGCGCAAUAUCCAUCAAGAGCGUCAGCUUCAACACAGAGAUGAGUCCUCUGAAUCAGUAAGUAAGUAAGUGAGUAAGUAAGUAUUAAGUAAGUAAGUUCGUCUUCCAUGAUUAAAGAGUCAGUCCUUGCCCUCUCUUGUCCGAUCGUAGAAGACGCACUAGAAAGCGUUUUCUUGUUGUUUCUUGUUGCAAGAGGUGCUUAUUCAGCUAUCCCUAGUCUCCUUUUGCCUCUGUGUUUUUUCUGGUUUCUUGAUUUCACUACUCAACCCCUCCUUCCCGGUUUUUUCUGAUAGUAAAUGAUGGACGACUUACGCUCAGGUAUUCUACCUCUAGAUGUUAAUCUUACAUUCCAGCACUGUUCUCUUCGCCUCAAAGUCUAUUAAUGACCACUCUACCCGGCAUCUCCUUUCAUACAUCGAGUAUCCUGCGGAGCAGUGCGUCUGUGCGCAAGGAUUCGAAGGCAGCCACUGCCAGAGAAAGCUGUGCGUAAACAAAUGCAGCGGCAACGGCGUCUGCGUCAAUGGUGAGUGCAUUUGUGACAUGUACUGGGUGGGUCCAGACUGCAGUGUCAUGACCUUCUCUCCCGCACGCAGUAAGGAGACGAGCGAUAGACUACCCCAGUAACAACGUGAUAUUUUAGAACAGAUACUCUGGUCAACGUCAAUUGCAAUAAGUCGCUAGUAGUACUACUAGCUGUGCUGCCUGUAGCCAUUCUAAGUAAUGGUAAUAAGGGUCCAUAGGGGUAUCGGUACGAGUACAGUAAUAGUAGGAGUUGAACAAGAAGUUCAAGUUCUAGCUGUUUUGAAACGAACAGAAAGAGAAAUAUUUUGUUGACGUAAACUGAUGUUGGUGUUGAUAUGAGAAGGUCCAGAAACGGGCUGUAGCGUUUAUGUCAUAAGGUACCUUUUCGAGAUCGAGCUUCGAGGCGUGUGGUGUAUUCCGCGUGUUGGUUUCUCCUGCUAAGUCGCGGCUAUGAAUUUGCACUGUAGUUCAUCGCAAUAGUACUGAGGAAAAUUGAAAUUGAAUACUUCUCAAGAAACGAACACUGUCCCUGUCAUUGCAGGACAGUGAUGAAGCAUAUGCAUGCUAAGUAAAGCUGAAUACUUAUGAACGCGGAUUAUGGUGCAACAUUUUCCAGCAACACACUCUGACUAUGUCUAUGCUGGGUCUAUGCUGGAUGUUGUUGACCAAUGAGAACGACUGAAUUCACCUUCUUGACGUUCCCACAUGUACAUUUCAUAUGCUUACCGAACGAAAUUAAUAGAGAACCUCCUUCUCAUUCCCUCAAUAUUCAUCUCCGAUGACCUUUUAUCGUGCGCACAAAAAUGUAUUUCUUUUUCUACCAAGACAUACAUCAAGAACUACAAGAAAGUAAAGGUGCCAUCUUCAUGGCUAUGGUGCGGCAAAAAUCCUUGCCCGACGUGUCAUGCAAAACCAAAGGCAAGAUAGACGGUCG